GACUGGAGAACGAGUUCCUAGAAGGCCUCACGCUCCCCCGGAAGACUCUAUGAUUUUGCGAAGGGCGCACUCUCGGAAAUGCCAGUUCCUUGCGACGGUAUCUGAGCAGGAGAGGGAGCGUCGCUGGCGUAUCAAGGAUAAAUACCUGGAAGUGUGAUGGAUCCUCUGAGGGCACAGCAGCUGGCGGCUGAGCUGGAAGUGGAGAUGAUGGCUGAUAUGUACAACAGAAUGACCAACGCCUGCCAUCGCAAAUGUGUGCCUCCACACUACAAGGAGGCUGAGCUGUCAAAAGGGGAGUCUGUGUGCCUGGAUCGCUGUGUUGCCAAGUAUUUGGACAUCCACGAGCGCAUGGGCAAGAAAUUGACAGAGCUCUCAAUGCAGGAUGAAGAACUGAUGAAGAGGAUGCAACAAGGGGCUGGGACAGCAUAAGGCACUUCCCCUUGAUAAUGGACAGCAUUGCCACUGCCACCUCUUCCCCCCAUUUAGUGCCUGAUCUCUGAGUUGACCUUUCCUUUACCAAUAAAAUAUUAAGGUUGUAUCAUC
Molecule: messenger RNA, 543 nt
Organism: Eublepharis macularius
Lineage: Eukaryota; Metazoa; Chordata; Lepidosauria; Squamata; Eublepharidae
Gene: TIMM10
Product: translocase of inner mitochondrial membrane 10
Exons: 3
Coding region: 157-429 (90 amino acids)
Biological process (GO): protein insertion into mitochondrial inner membrane
Cellular component (GO): mitochondrial inner membrane
Source: RefSeq, a predicted model, not a curated record